AUGGACCACCGUACCUUUUUACCAAGAACUCAUUCUUGGAGAGACGAUGUCAAAUCAUUUAACGGAGAAGAAGAACAUAGGACUGCACCAUCCAUGUUAAACGGGGUAGAAAUUCUUGAACUCUUAAAAGAUUUCAAUAAUGAAUUCGGGAAGAAGAAAAAGAAGAAAGUUGAUGGCCCGUGGAAGAAGAGCAUUAUUGGAACUCUUUUGGACAUCCUGGGGAAGACAAAAUAUCAUAUUAAAGCCCGUUAUGAUUUGCAAGAAAUGGGAAUUAGAGAAAGACUUCAUCCAAGGGAGAUUGGUGGAGGACGUUCAGAGUUUGCAAAAGCAUGUUUCUCAAUGACUCCGCACGAAAAGUCAAUUUUUUGUGGAGUUAUAAAGGCUGCCAAGUUACCUGAUGGGACUGCAUCAAAUAUUUCAAAAUGUGUACAAGUUGCUGACAAAAAAAUAUCUGGUUACAAGAGCCAUGAUGCGCAUUUCAUGUUACACUAUUUGUUGCAAAUUGCAGUAAGAAGCACAAUGCCCAAGGAGGUGGCAACCCCACUAAUUUGUCUUGGUUCCUUUUUCCGCUCUCUAUGUCAGAAAGUUAUACAAGUGGAAGAUUUAUAUUACCUAGAAGAUGAGAUUGCAGAGAUACUUUGUCAGUUGGAGAUGAUAUUUCCUCCAAGUUUCUUUGACAUAAUGGUUCACUUGCCUAUUCACCUGGUAAAUGAAGUUAGAUUGGGUGGUCCUGUUCAAUUUCGAUGGAUGUAUCCCACCGUAAGAUACUUGUGUAAACUUAAGAACUAUGUCCGCAAUAGAGCUUAUCCUGAAGGUUCUAUUGCCGAGGGGUAUCUGGCUGAAGAAGCUAUAACAUUUUUCUCAAGGUAUUUGCAUAGCAAUGUAGAUACAAGGUUGAAUAGGAAGAGUCGGAAUUAUGAUGUUACCGAUUCACUUGAAAUCGAUCCAGAUGAUUACUUUACAACUGUCUGUCGUCCUUUAGGGGGGGAAGGUGAACCCUUUCAUCUUGAUGUGAAAUCAAAGGAUGAUGCCCAACGAUACAUCUUAUUCAAUUGCAAUAAAGUUCAAAUUUACAUCAGUGAGCAUGAUCAGAGUGUUAAUUCAAACACUACCAAAAGGAAGUGGACCAAGGCCAAAAGUCAAAGUAAAGAAUUUGGUGAAUGGUUUAAAACUCGUGCCCAAAAAGAUGAUAUGCCAUUACAACUUGAAAAACUUUCUAGAGGUCCUAAUUUUGUUGCAAAGAGGUAUCCAGGUUACGUCAUUAAUGGAUAUAGGUUCCAUACUACAAAACGGGAUACAAAUCGCAAAACUCAAAAUUCUGGCUGUGAUUGGUUUGAGGUUGAAAAAGACAAAUACGGACUUACUUGUGUGCGUUUCAAUAAGAAAAUUUAUCAGAAUGAUCCGUUUGUGCUACCUUCUCAAGUUCAUCAAUGUUACUAUGUCCAAGACCCUUUUGAUCCAAACCGGCAUUAUGCUCUGCAAACAGUUCCACGAGAUUUCUUUAACAUUGCUGACCCGUCAAACUUACAAGCUAAAACACCUUCUAAUGGAGAAAAUAAUGAUGGUGAAUUAAAUUGGGUUAGGGAAGACAUACCUGCAACAAUAGCUAAAACACCUCAUGAAAUGAAUGAAGCUGAAAGUGAUGGAGAGGAUUUUGAUUAUGAUGAUACCCUAUUUGAUUUCAUGGACUAA
Vicia villosa (hairy vetch) is the source of this 1692-nucleotide messenger RNA. RefSeq lists its product as uncharacterized. Lineage: Eukaryota; Viridiplantae; Streptophyta; Magnoliopsida; Fabales; Fabaceae. The record is from RefSeq and is a predicted model, not a curated record. The coding region runs from base 1 to 1692 and encodes 563 amino acids. The transcript has 4 exons.